AAAUCUCAUCCUACUGAGAAAAAAAUGACAAUUUGUAUGUGUAUGCAUAAUACAAAUAAAGAAUCAUGUGAAACAUUGGUGCUUAGCGCCGCAUACUCAGUUCUUCAUGAACAUUAAACUUCCCUUCUUAAUUUGUUAACGUCCCAGUAUAUGUUCUAAAUAGACUAGGAAGACACAAAUUGCAAAAUCUCCUCCCCGGUCCCAAAUAAUCCCAACUCAUUUAUAUUUUAUUCAGACUUACAUGAAUCACUUGUGGAACUCAGCCUUACAAAACUCAACCUCUCCAGUUUUGGAUUUUGUGUGUAAAGGUUCCCAGUUGAAAAAAAGAAAAACUUACUGAAACUACAUAUCAUAAAGGAAAGAAAUAGCCAAGAUAAAAACUAUGAUGCCAUGCUUCAAGUUCAAAUGCAUAAAUAAUAGUAGAAUUUCAUGUGCCGGAAACAAUACUAACAAAUGAAAACACUGAAAUCCUUAACAACCCAAAAACUACAACGAUACGUCAUUAAAAUAUAAACAAACUCUUAACAUAAAACAGUGCAAGGCCCAUAUAAUGUCCUGUUAAAUAAAGGUAAUUGCUGCUUGGGGCCUGCAAAUGCUUCAGUGUCUUAAGGAGUAUGGAUUUGUCAACCUGCUUUGGUUUAUUUGUAAUGAAAGUUCCAUGUAGGCAAAAAACUUGGAUCUUAUGCCCAGCAUCCAGCACAAAAGGGAGUGUAAAUUUCAAGCAAGAAAAUGCUGUUGCAGUCAGUAAGAGGGCUACUGGCUCUGAGAAAAAGAGCGUAUCAUUCGUACGCUCCAGGCAGUAGCACCUCCUGAUAAAGUUGUCUCUUAGAAUAGGUUAAGAAAUUGGACCAUUUUGAGAGUCUCCCAGCGAAUAAAUUAUCAUGAGGUUUGACACCUUGUUUGGAUGCUGAGUUGGAGGGGUGAAGGAAUGGCUUAGUUUGUGAAAUCAGUGUAGUCUAAAUUUCUUGAUUGAUGACCCAAAGAGCAAAGUAAAUGGCCUGUUCCACCAUUUCUUGUUAGAGAAUUAAUCGAACCUUUUUUUCUCUUGUAAUAAGGUUUUCUAAUAAGUCCUUGCUGCUGCCUGUUUGGGGGGCAUUUUUUUGAAAGAAAGGGAGUAUGUGGUUUAACAGUCCAAAUCAGCUGGGUCCUGAUUCCAGCCACUGACCUAGACUUGUCCCCUGUCUGUCAGAAGGCCUGGCUCCCUUCUUCAGUGAGGCUGGGACAGAAUUUGGGGUCUCGGAGAGAAGCCUGGUUGACGGAUGGAGUCGUUGCUGCCAUGAGCUGCUCUGUUAGCCAGAAGGACAUUGCCACUUAAUGAAGCUAUUUCCCCUUCCCCUGGUGCCUUUCCUCCUUUUACCUGGAAGUGGACCCUUGUUAUAACAUGUAGGUAAUAACAGUCUCCCACGAGACAAUAGUCGAUGCGCCCUUUCCCCAAAACAUUACAAGCUGUAUAAUUUGGAUCAAAAAGCAAGAACUAGACCCUUAGUGUCUGUUUGAAAGGCAAUCAAUCUUCAAGAAAGCAGGCCUGACAUCACUCUUUGUGACAGUUCUUGAAACAGCAAAGUGACACAGCAGAGGUCUGGGUCUCGUAAAAGAACUGGCGGUUAAUAAGGCACCAAGGCAGCUUGGCUGUCACCACUGAUCUAUGGCCCCAGGAGGUCUUUUUGCUGUAGACCCUCUUCUUCCUGGCACUCACUCCUGAGCCUACCUUGAGCCCUACUUAAGACCAGGUGAAGACCCUGAGCCCCCAUGGAAAUGGCCCCCACCACCUGAGGUGUGGAAGAGCCCAGGGUGCAUCUCUGAGCAGAAAGGCCCCCAGUCUCCCCACAGGCUCCAGGAAAGGGCGGGAACUGGACAGAAGGGCCGUGGUGUGUUGCCUCCUGGAAAGUUUCUGCCUUGUGUCUGGGCUUUGCAGUGUACAGUUGUCGGCUGCCUCUGGCCCUGAAGCCCUGGCUCCUGUUUAAUAUUCUGCCUGCUCCGUGGAUGUUGUGCUUGGCUCCUGUGGGACUGCAACUCACGGCUUGAAACUGGAGCCAAUUUUCUGUCUUCAUCUCUCAGUGUUUUGACUGGAGGCAGAUCCAGUUCAGGCCGAUCAGGGCUGGUGGAAACAACUACCAAGUGUGUCUCUGUCUGCUCCGCUUUGGGGGAAGAAAGUGGCGGGAGCCCCAGAAUGUUGUAGAGGAGCCGGCCCUGCAGAAAGAGAGGAAGAGGGGGCAGCGGGCAGCGGAACAGACUGAACCUGAGAGCAUCAGUAGGGAUUACGAUCUGAGGCUGUCAGAGAUGACUCUGGUUCUGUCCAUGAAUAGAUUCUGCGAGCCCAUUGUCUCGGAAGGAGCUGCAGAAAUUGCCGGGUACCAGACACUAUGGGAGGCUGACAGCUACGGAGGCCCGAGCCCCCCAGGGCCAGCACAGGCUCCUCUGCAGGGAGACCGGGGAGCUGGUCCCCCGCUGCCAGGAGCACAUUACAGGGGAAUUUCAAAUCCUAUAACAACAUCCAAGAUCACAUACUUUAAGAGGAAGUAUGUGGAAGAAGAGGAUUUUCACCCACCACUCAGCAGCUGUAGCCAUAAAACCAUCUCAAUUUUUGAGGAACGAGCCCACAUCCUUUAUAUGUCCUUAGAAAAGCUAAAGUUUAUCGAUGAUCCUGAAGUGUACCUCCGAAGAUCUGUCCUUAUAAACAAUUUGAUGAAAAGGAUCCAUGGAGAAAUUAUCAUGCAGAAUAACUGGUGCUUUCCCACCUGCUCUUUCAAUGGCCCCUCGGCCCAGGAGUGGUUCAUGGCUCAAGACUGUCCUUACCGAAAACGACCUCGGAUGGCCAAAGAGGAGUGUGAAAAGUUUCACGCCUGCUGCUUUUACCAAGAAUGUGGUGGUCACUACCUAAAUUUACCCCUUUCUGUCAAUGCUAAUGUCGGAAGUGCCUCCACCACGGCCUCCUCUUCCUCCUCCUCCUCUGCCUCCUCAUCUUCCUCUUCCUCUCCCCCUCUGCCUUUACCGAGUUGUUCCCACCAGGUGGAUUUCGAUGUAGGGAGUGCACCUAUUUACAAGGGUGAUGGCCAGAUACCUGCCAGUGAAAUCUUUGUCACUAAUGUCAGGUCACUUGGUGUUCAGGAAAAGGCCAAAUUAAAUGAUGAGAAAGCAAGUAAUGACACCAACAGGGAUGGUGGCCCCCUACGCCAUGAACCUGUGGGAAAUGACCUUGAUUUUGAGUGCAAAGGCCAAUUUUAUGAUUAUUUUGAGACUGAAUAUAAUGAAAAAAACAAUGUAAGUGAGUCUUGGAAAAAGUCCUUAAGGAAAAAGGAGCCUUCACCAAGUAACAAACUGUGCUGCAACAAAGGAAGUAAAAUAUGAGCCAUCUUCUCACCGAAACUUUGAAGCAUGCACAGCAUGAUCAAUUAGCUCCCAUAAAUUUUAUUUUGAAUGGAUUUUAUAGUUUUGUACAACUGAUACAAUUAUGCCAUGAACAUGCCGUGUCGUUUUAAUGCCUGGAGAGCAGAUUGCAUAAAACAUCUGUAUAGUAGGCAUCAGCGAGCUACUUAUAAAUGUGGUGAUGUUACCGAGAAAACAGUUGACUUCAUGCUUAAAAGUAUAUGUUAGUUUUCUUACAGAAAAGAUCCGUAGAUUAGACUGGGGGCUGAUGUGCCCUUGUGAUAUUUCCACUACCCCCAAGGAGCCUGUCACUAGCGAAGAAACUUCCACAUGUUUGCCAAUUAAUUAGGUAGUUAUUUGGUAAGCAAAUCAAUAUAACCAGCAAAGGAUGUCUUGCUUCUUCUAUAUGAUACAGUAUUUUUUUCUGAAUAAAAGACUGAAGACAGGGAACUAGAUGAAAUGGCUUCAUGGUGCCGUUAAGUAUUUGGAUUCAUCAGUCAUGUGUGACAGAUGAAAGUAGGAUAGGACGGAAUGAAACACACCUAUCCAGGGGCAGUGACCAACAAUCGAGUAGAGGGUAAUCCCUGCAAGUCCCCGGCUUGCCCGUGAUAGGUGAUGAGGCUUUUAGAGAGGUAUGAUACAGGGCGAUUUUUGGUGCCUUACUUUAUCUUAAUUUUUGCCAAUGUGAAAAUUAAGGAUAAAUCAGAGUACAGCAGGGAUUUAACAAACAGGAAAAAAAACACACACAUACACACAGGGUGGACCUUCGAACAAUUGCAUUCAACUUUUGAUUCGACAUCUCUAUUCUUCCUUUAUUUUUGAUGCCCAGUUGCUUUUGGAUUUGGCAUUUUUGGAAAGGGAUGGAGGAAACGAUGGAGCUGUUAGAAACCAGCACUAGCUGCUCGAGCUUUUCUGUGGCAACGGUCUGUUGCUGGGGUUUGGGUUUUUUGGGUUUUGGGUUGUUUUGUUUUGUUUUCUUGUCCAAUGAAGUUCAUGAACCAGUGGCAUGCGUUAUACUUUAAUCUGUUUUGCAUUAUUUCACUCGUUUAGAUUAUAAAAGCAUGUGGUUUUUUAUAUAUGACUUUUGCUGUUGAUUAAGAAGCACAAUGUUAAUAAAUGAUGUGGUGAUCAAUAAGGUUUUAUCUUAAAGAAUGUAAAGAUUUUAGUUUGGGGAAAGUUAUUUUGGAGAAAUGGGACUCGGUCGGCAAAAGCUACUGUGUAUUUGGUCAACAUUUUUCUCAAUCAUGUCUUUAAUUUGUACAUUUGAAAGAGUGUUCAGAGUGCCCCUCUGACCAUCCUUCCUUCCACGCCAACCAGUUCCUCCUGCUAAACUGUAUUCCCAUUUCCAAGGUUACUCACUGACUCGGGCCUCCUUACACAAUUCUUCAUGGGAACCAAAUGCCAAACUGAGGAAAUAAGUAAGUCCUCCCAGUUUCUCCAAGAUAAAGCUUUUUUUAUUAUUGCUAUUAAUAUUAAAUAUAGGUCUCAUUCAUACAGUGUAUGAGUAGGAUCAUCAUUUGGACAAUGUCCACAAGGACCAAUUUUUAAAACAUGUUCUUGUGUUAUGGCUAAAUAGUCUAGUAAUGUUUUGUCCUUUAUUUUCAAUAUUUGAUAAACAUUUGAUGUUGAAAACUUAGAUGAUAGAUGCCUGUAUAUGAUUGUGUUGUUGUAAUAAAGUGAGGUUUUUCUUGAUAUAUAUUUAUUAAAAUGAUGAAAAUUCA
This is a messenger RNA of Camelus dromedarius (Arabian camel), 5087 nucleotides long. RefSeq names its product SERTA domain containing 4 (gene SERTAD4). The transcript has 4 exons. The coding region runs from base 2281 to 3348 and encodes 355 amino acids. The record is from RefSeq and is a predicted model, not a curated record. Lineage: Eukaryota; Metazoa; Chordata; Mammalia; Artiodactyla; Camelidae. Gene Ontology annotation, cellular component: nucleus.